UCCCUUACUGCCCUUCCCUGCCUUUCGAGUUUGAAAUGGAAGAAAAGUUCAGAUCGCGCAAUGCGUGUGACACAUGUUGCUCAUGCCAUAUUAUGUGCAUAUUGAACAAGUGGCGACAAUUGCGGGUGUGGGGAUUUGCAACUUUACUUAUAAAACCCAUGAGGGUAAGGGAACGAUAAGUUCUCUUCGAAGACAACAUUCGGUCCUCUCUUUUGUUGAGUAUCACUUGCAAUUGUAGUUGAGGUAAGUACCAUCUCUAUUGUAUAUUCAAAUCACAACUUGUUUUCUGGGAAUGCAGAAAGUUAAACUACUUUUAGGGAUUUUGAUUUGGGCGAAGACAUUGAAUUGCUUUUAAACGUGAAAAACACCGAAUGUCGCAUUCGAUCCAAUGCCUACCCAAGGAAGAAUUCAUGAAGAUCGGCUUUAGAUGGUAAUUUUUCUGUGGUUUUUGGUGUUCAUUUUGCCGAAGGGAGUACCUUCCUCGUUCCUAAGCAAACAAAGGGAGUCAUCAUUAGCAAAAACAGCACUAUCCAGUUAGGUUGUUUGGCAGAUGAGGUUUAUAGCUGUGCUACUUGGGAUGGUGGUGAUCACAUUUGAGUUGUAUUGAAACUGAACAUCAUUUGUAAUGCAAGAAGCAUCUACAUAAGUCUAUUGUUGUGAUUAAGAACACCGGUGUGCGAGAAUCUUGUUCAAUUUCAGUUGGUGAAUCCUUGGGGUGCCUCAGAUAUGAUGGAUAGUGAAGUAUGUGCAGGAUAUAGUUUGUGAUAUCUGUGGGGAUGCAGGAAAUGAAGAGGAUCUUGCUAUUUGUAACAAGUGUACCGAUGGGGCAGAGCACAUUUAUUGUAUGCGUGAUGUGUUGGAGAAAGUUCCUGAAGGUGAUUGGUGGAUGUGUGAAGACUGCAAGAAGUCAGAAUGCAAAAAAUCCAAUAGUCAAGUAAAUCUUGAAUCUUCAAGUAGUGCAGGAUUAAACAGUGCAGAAUUAAACUCAAAAUCUUCCCAUGAUUGGAAAAGGCAAACAGGUGUAAUUUCUAGAUCUUAUUCAUCAGCUAACCCAUCAGCUAACAGGCAUGGUGUCCAGUCAGAAGCCCAGUCUUUGAAGGACAAAAUGAGUGCCAAAUCCUGCGACAACACCCCACUGCAGCAUAAGGACUCCUCAUACAAGACUUUUAAAAAGGGAAAAGCAAAAGAAACCAAAGAUACUACUUCUGAACUCCAAAUUUAUUGCAAUCCUCAAGACAAAGCUAAAGCUUCUCAUGUUUUUAGUGACAAGAGAUGUGCUGACACCUUACAAGUUGAUUUAGACAGAAAAACAAAGGCUCUUGAGACAAGUGCUGGACUCCCAUAUACGCCAAAAACAACAAAAAAGCGAUCUCUACUAGUUAGGGGCGGGGGGGGGUCGCUGUCCAAAAACUUGAGGAAUGCAAAUGUGGAGAAAUCUUCCUGUGUUUCUCUGGAAAAUCCUAAGUUACAUUCUUAUUCAGGCUCUCCUCACUCCAUGUCUGGAUUGUCUGAAAUUGCAGAUGUGAAAUUCGGAGGAUAUCUGGACGAAGCUCGUUAUUUGCCAAUGAAAAAGCGAAAAAUUAGAGAUUUUGUGAGCAGCUCAGCAUUGGAUCUCAAUGUGAAUACUCAUGGAGGCACCAACAACGUUGGAGCUCAAGACAUUCCUGAAGCUGGUGCUGUGGAUACAAGUUUUUCAGGUGACAAGAUUGAAGCACAUGAAAUUGGUGAAUCUAAUCUCGUUAUUGAUCUCAAUACUUCACUGUGGCCUGAAAGCGCAACCCCGGAAGUUGUUGGCCCCUGUCUGCCUGUUGAGAAUGUGGAUGAUCAACCAAGCAAAGAUGUGAAUGUGACGAUGCGAACAGAAGAGACCAAAAAUGAGGAAAAUCUGAACAACAACAAUGCUGAGAGAAGUAAUACCGACAGGCCUGAAUCCCUUGCUUCUCCAACAAGCGAUGAGGAACAUCUGGGCCUGCUUUAUUGGCAAGCUGUGGAAGUUUUAUCCUCUAACUUUGGUCUUUGAAUUGAACCAUGUCAAAAGCUCUUGAACAUGGUUAUUCUUUUUUGCUCUCUGGCUCACAGUGAUAUUUAAGAUUUCCAGUAAUACAUACUCCAUAGAACAUUUGACGGUAGGAUGGAGCAUGCUUAUUUGCGAUUCCCUUAGUUUUUAUUUCCCUUAUUCUGGUUGUUGUCCCUUUCCAUGUACAUUUGCAUGUGUGUUUUUUCUAUUGAGACAUUUUCUUCAUA
This is a messenger RNA of Vigna unguiculata (cowpea), 2244 nucleotides long. RefSeq lists its product as uncharacterized. The record is from RefSeq and is a predicted model, not a curated record. Gene Ontology annotation, biological process: negative regulation of transcription elongation by RNA polymerase II. Gene Ontology annotation, molecular function: histone reader activity. Lineage: Eukaryota; Viridiplantae; Streptophyta; Magnoliopsida; Fabales; Fabaceae.